AAUUUGACGGAUCGAAAAUGGCUUUAGUUAGGACAUACGGUAUGAAUGUAACGGGGAAAUGCUGACAAUGAUAACCGCGUAUGUUGCAGGUGUAGAAACAUGAUCAGCGUGGACUGUACUUUAAAAAGUUAAAUUGCUGAAACAUGGCGGAGAGACGCGAUGAUAGAAGUUACUCGUUUGAUCCCGUAUAUCGCCAUCUUUUGAGGGCCAGGGAUUUAAGUCAAAAUGGCGACGUCCCUCGGGAUCUGAAGGCUGAAAUAAAUAGGGCUAUAGAGCUUUGUCAACAAAGAUGGCAAUAUUGUGAAGACCAAACAACAAAGCCUAGUCCGGCCCUUGACCAUCUGAUUAAGGAAACAUUCGCUUAUCCGUGGGAAGAUGCUCACAAAGAAGGCAAGGUGUCAUACUACGCGACUCCCAGGAUGUUGACUGGAAACGUUGAAGCCCAGUUAAUAAAACUUAUAACAAGUGCCAGCAAGGCUAACAUGGUCCUUGAAAUUGGACUUUACACUGGUUGUUCAUCACUUGCAAUGGCGGAAGCCCUUCCUGAGAGCGGGAAAGUGGUCUCUUUGGAAAUUGACAAAGGCAUCGCGGAUGUGGCAAGAUCUUUUCUCAAUAGAUCACCAGUAGGGAAUAAAAUUGAAAUUAUGAUAGGACCAGCUUUAAACAGCCUGGAAAUCUUGGCAGAAAAACAAAUGAAAUUUGAUGUUAUUUUCAUCGAUGCUGACAAGACGGGAUACGUUCAAUAUUACAGGACAAUUUUUGAGAAAGAUCUGCUAGCUUCGGAGGGAACGAUCAUUGUGGAUAAUGUUUUGAAAGAUGGAGACCCGUACUCUGGAGAGGAAUAUGAAUCGAACUCGGGAGCGAUUUCAGAAUUCAACGAAAUGGUUCUCCGCGAUAAAAAUGUCCACAAGGUGAUGAUUCCCGUGAGAGAUGGAGUAUACCUCAUCAGGAGGAUGAAGGACUGAGAGAAAGGCCAAGCACGCUGUACUGAUUUAUAUAUUAACAAAUAAAUUAAUAGCAUAAUAAAAAUAGCGCCUUGAUAAUAAUAGUUAAUAAAACUUAGUUAAUAAUUAAUAAACUUUUACCUUUACACAAGAUAAAAUUAAGACCUCUACGUUUUGCAAAAGUGAAGUAAAACCCAUGUGGCAGCAUGUACAUGAAUGUGCUUAAACCAAAGAACGGGUUUGAUAAAGGGGUUUUAAUGAGCACAAUAAUGUAAGCAGCAUCGCGCACUCAUUGCGUAAGAUGUAUUUAAUUUGAUAUUGGAUGUACAUUCAGAUAAUAUCUGCAUAUUAUGCUAUCUGUAAUCUGGAAGAAAUGUUUAUACUUGUUGUUAUAACCAUUACCAAUGUCCAAAUUACUAAUAUCGUUAUUAAUGAUUGCGCCAAUCAAAGAAAGGUCUUGUGACAUUUUUUACAAAACAGAGAGUUAACGUCACAAACAUUUGACGUUAUUCCAUAAGCAUUUUUACCUGGUUUUUAUAAAUUCAACACGUUAUUUUGGGUUAACUCUUAAAUUUGGGUUAACUCUUAAAGAUAUAAUGACAAAUUCAUUUUGGGGUUUUUUUUUGGUCUAAUUUUAUUUUAGAUUGAUCAAAAUAUGCUAGUUCAAAUAUUAGCUAUAUUUGAAUAAUUGUUGUAGAAAUAUUUAGUUAUUAAUUUUAGUGGAUACGUGUU
Messenger RNA from Magallana angulata, 1676 nucleotides. RefSeq names its product probable caffeoyl-CoA O-methyltransferase 1. The coding region runs from base 144 to 965 and encodes 273 amino acids. NCBI's taxonomy places the organism in Eukaryota, Metazoa, Mollusca, Bivalvia, Ostreida, Ostreidae. Gene Ontology annotation, molecular function: S-adenosylmethionine-dependent methyltransferase activity; O-methyltransferase activity. The record is from RefSeq and is a predicted model, not a curated record. The transcript is spliced from 7 exons.